Molecule: messenger RNA, 330 nt
Organism: Cotesia congregata
Lineage: Eukaryota; Metazoa; Arthropoda; Insecta; Hymenoptera; Braconidae
Source: the annotation of a GenBank genome assembly
AUGUUUCUUGACCAAUAUUUUCGCCAAACUAGUAAACCUAGCUAUUUGCGUGAAUUAUUUCAGGAAGAUCUCAGUGUAAGACGCUCUGAGAGACUAGCAGCCAAGAAAAAUAAUAUCCUCUUUAAGUUCCCAAAUUUCAGUACCACUCAAUAUGAGUCUUCUUUUGUAAUAACAGUUAUACGAUUAUGGGAAGAAUUACCGGAGGAUAUUAUAAAUUCUUCAAGCUUGGAGAUGUUUGAUUACAAACUACUAUUAAUGUUUCUAUCUUUUGUUUCAUUAAUCCUCAAGCUUUAUUUCAUACCUUAUUAUAUGUCACUAUCAUUUAUCUAA